Molecule: messenger RNA, 2273 nt
Organism: Alosa alosa (allis shad)
Lineage: Eukaryota; Metazoa; Chordata; Actinopteri; Clupeiformes; Clupeidae
Product: reticulon-4-like
Exons: 8
Coding region: 118-1158 (346 amino acids)
Biological process (GO): brain development; neuron differentiation; endoplasmic reticulum tubular network formation
Cellular component (GO): neuron projection; postsynaptic density
Source: RefSeq, a predicted model, not a curated record
AGUCUGCCGCGCUGUCUACACUCGCUGCUGCUGCUGACAACUCCCAGUUCCUACUUUAUCGGUGGACGCCUGGAACGGAAUCAUCCUUGGUCUUUUUAACGUAAGGAUACAGCAAGGAUGGAGGAUAACUUCAGAGGAAUAAGCUCCACAACGCCGUCAGUGGAUGAUCUUCUUCAGUCAGGGCACGAGUACGGAACCGAGAAUGAGACGACUUCUAAACUGUUCGACGACGCAGCAGGUUUCCUCAUAGACACAAGAGAGGCUGUAGCAAAAGAUUUUGACGACGACGAUAUUUUGGACCUGGCUGGCGGGGCUCAAGAUGCUCUCGAGAGGCACAGGUCCACGUUACCGCGUUAUCACGAGCCGAUUGCAGACUCAUUCUCGGACCCAACUCCAGAGCCAGAACCAGAGCUAGAACCCGAACCAGAACCAGAGUCUUCUGUUCCAGACCCAGAACCUGUAACAGCACCUCACAAACUGGUUAGUGGUUUGGGUGAUAUCAGCGGUAAACUUUCAAAAGAGGAAGACGCCCCUCCAAAAGAAGAAAAGACUGCCAUAGUGAUCCCAAAGUCGAGAGCAAAAUCAGGCCUGUUGGUGGACCUGUUGUACUGGCGGGAUACCCAGAGGUCGGGGGUGGUGUUUGGGGCGAGUCUGUUCCUGCUGCUGUCGCUGUCGGUCUGCAGCAUCGUGAGUGUGUGCGCCUACAUAGCCCUGGCCCUGCUCUCAGUCACCAUCUCCUUCCGCAUCUACAAGGGCAUCCUGCAGGCCGUCCAGAAGUCAGAGGAGGGGCACCCCUUCAAGAUGUACCUGGAGAAUGACGUGAGCGUGCCCACUGACCUCGUCCACAAGUACAGCGAGCUGGGCCUGCGCCAUGUCAACACCGGCAUCAAGGAGCUGCGCCGCCUCUUCCUGGUGGAGGAUCUGGUGGACUCUCUCAAGUUUGCUGCCCUGCUGUGGAUCCUCACCUACAUUGGUGCCUUUUUCAAUGGCCUCACCCUCUGCAUCAUGGGACUGGUUGGAGUGUUCAGCUGGCCAGUGAUCUAUGAGAAACACCAAGUUCAGAUUGACCAUUACUACGGGAUGGUGAGCAGUCAAGUCAAGGACUUUGUUGGGAAGAUCCAGGCUAAAGUACCCGGACUGAAGCCUAAAUCGGAGUGAAAAGACGGAGCUUGAGCUGGUGUGUGUGUGUAUGUCUGUUUGUCCAUGUUUUGGGAAGUGUGUGUGGAAGGGAAGGAUGUGAAUGGAUGGAACCAUAAAGGAAGGAGUAUGAUGGAGGAGAGGACGAACACAAGGCCUUCGACGUUGUAAUGUACACUUGUCCUUUCGUUUUUCUGUUUAGGUUGUUUUUUUUCUCUCUCCCUGCAGUCCCGUCAUCAGAUGAACUAACCCUCUCUAAUCUGAUAGCAGCUGUUUCUGUCAGUACCAGCUUAAUGUUGUACACCACCGUAACUUAAAAAAAAAAAAAAAAUACAUGAACUUAAAAAAUAGCAGCUUUCUGUAACAUCAAUAAGGAAUGUCUCACAACCUGGUUGACCACACUUUGUCACAAUAGGAAAUGUUCACCUAAGAAGAAUGUUUUGAUGCUUUUUUUGUUGUUUGUUUGUUUUGCCUAAAAUUUGCUAUCCCAGUGCAUAGUUUUCGGUUUCAUAAAAGCGUUGGCAAUCAGAUUUGUUUGUAAAGGGACUAGAACAUUCAUGGGGAUAACGUGGCACCAACACAGGGAGUACUGUCACAGUCCCCCCCUGCUUUUGUUGUUUUUAGGGGUGUCGGGAUGUAAUUGACAUGCAGAGUUUUAAUUGCCAGUUACUCAUGACUUACAUGUCAUUCAAGACAAAAACUGCUUAGUUUCAGCAUCUGAGCUUGGGAGUCCUUUCACACCAUUAAUUAAGCGCCAUCUUUUUUUUUGUGUGUGUGUGGAUGAAAUGCAAGAAGUGAAGCUUUUUAUUUCUUCCUGUCACCCUGUUGCAGCUGACUAGAAUGUGUGGAAGCAAUGAUGAGAGAAAAGAAAAAAAAAGUUUCACGAAAAAGCUUGACUGCAUGGCUUUUGCUAUUUGUUUCUCUUUUAUAUUUCAUAGCCCCCUCAUGUGAAGCUGUGGAUUUUUCUCUUAAACUCAUCCCUGCUUUUCCUGGUGCUGUCAGUCAUCAGUCAUGUGGUCUGUUGUGGGCAGGAAAUCCUGCCCAAAUGGAAUUUGGGUGGGUGGGGUCUAUCUGUGAAGUGCUUCUGUGAAUGUGUAAACAAGAACCAAUAAAAAGCUCUUAGGCAAACACCCCAA